This is a messenger RNA of Neltuma alba, 1419 nucleotides long. Its product is annotated as monooxygenase 1. The transcript is spliced from 6 exons. Bases 36 to 1262 code for a protein of 408 amino acids. The record is from RefSeq and is a predicted model, not a curated record. Lineage: Eukaryota; Viridiplantae; Streptophyta; Magnoliopsida; Fabales; Fabaceae. Gene Ontology annotation, molecular function: FAD binding.
GGAUUGAGCAGAAAAGCCCCAAAGAUCGCAGAGCAAUGAAUAGGAGAACCAUAUCCAAAGAAAAAUUCAUAGAAAAUGUUGAACUCCAUCCCAUGCGGCAACAAGAAGAUACAGACAUAGCAAUAGUGGGUGGAGGAAUUUGUGGCCUUGCCACCGCUCUUGCUCUUCAUAGGAAGGGUAUUAAUGCUCUGGUUUUUGAGAAAUCAGAGACAACUCGAGCAGUAGGGUCAGCAAUUACCAUCUUCACGAAUGGUUGGCGAGCUCUUGAUCAGCUGGGUGUUGCAUCUAAGCUGCGAUCUACUGCAAUUCCAAUCACUGGGCUGCAUGAACUAUCUUUGGAUGAUGGUUCCAGCCAAAAGAUACCACUCAGGAGUGAAGAACUGCGGUGCUUAAAACGGAGUGUCCUAAUUGAAACUCUAGUCCAGGAGCUUCCUGCUAGCAUAUCAUACUUUGGAUGCCAAGUAGUGACCAUAAAAUCAGAUCCUCUUACUGCUUUUCCUAUACUUCAUUUUCGUGAUGGUAAUUCCAUUAAAGCUAAGUUUGUGAUAGGAUGUGAUGGAGCAAACUCCGUUGUGUCCAAGUUUCUUGGAUUAAAACCUGCCCAAUAUUUAUCCUCAUGCUCGAUACUUGGUUUCACAAAUUAUCCUCAUGGCCAUGGUCUGGAAAGUGAGUCUAUUCGGAUGAGGAGAGGAAGCAUUUCUGUUGGCCGAAUUCCAGUAGAUGAUAAAGUUGUUUACUGGUUUGUGGGACGAAAGUGGACACCCCAAGAUUCAGAUAUCUCGAAAGAUCCAGAGAUGAUUAGAGAAUCUGCAUUGGAAUCAACUGGGAAUUUUCCAGAGGAAGUUGUGGAAAUGAUAAGGAAAUGUGACAUUGGAUCGUUGAUUCUCACAAGAUUGAAAUAUCAUGCUCCAUGGGAUAUCCUGUUUGGGAGAUUCACAACAGGCACAGUGACUGUAGCCGGCGAUGCCAUGCAUUUAUGGGCUCCAUUCCUUGGACAAGGUGCCUCAGCUGCAAUAGAAGAUGCAAUUGUUCUUGCUAGGUGCUUAGCACAACACCUGACACGCAACAAAGUUCAAGCACCACUGCAAACUUAUGUGAAGCAGCGGAGAAUGAGAUUGGUGAAGUUGUCUACGCAAACAUAUCUUACUGGCAUGCUUUUGGAACCAUCAUCUGUUAUAGUUCACUACCUGUGUUUGAUGCUAUUAAUGGUCUUCUUUCAUGACAUGCUUGGUCAUACCCGCUAUAAUUGUGGCCCCCUUUAGCUUGAUACUUGGGUAAAUUUGGGUUUCAAUUGGAAAUCUCUGUCAUAUAGUUACACAAGACCUUCAAAUUGAAGUAUUUUAAGUUGGAAACUGAUGUGUUCUCUUGUUUUUCCUAUGUACAUAUUUCAGAAUAUACAUGACUGGAACUUCUUAUCUU